AUGGCAGAAACCAAAUCGAUCUUCUCCGUAUCUGGUAGACGUCCAUCAGGGGAGAUCACCCAGGUUCACAAACCAACUAAUCCGAAGUCACCAUUGGGAGAGACUAGUCCAAUACAUAGGAAUGGUACAGCAGAUGUUGACUGUAUUUUUGGUAGCAUGCCGAACCCAACAAGUGUGUUAGAACAGCUUGGGUGUCAAGACACAGCAGCUUAUCAACGUGUUGGGUCUUCAUUUUCGCAUGUUGGAUCAGUGUACCAACGAAGUGUGUCCUGUUCAGUCCUUGAACACACCAAAGGCUGGGCUAGCGAUUUGAAAAGUAAUAAGGAAAAAUCUGUUGUUUCUAGCUCACAAAAGGAUCAAUCACAAGUUACAGGUACCUCUCCACAAGAACAAACACAAGUAAUCAACACUUCUUCACAAGGACAGAUACAAAAUACAAACGGUUGUUUACAAAGUCAAACACAUCAAUCUAGUUCAGGUUCUAGUGAGGACCUCUGUUUGCAGGGACACACAGCUUCAGUAGUAAGUAACGGCCUUCAGCAACAUAGUACAAGCAAACUUCAGACAAUUGAUAAUGUAAAUUUGGGAAAGGAAUCGAAAACCUGUAAUCAUCAAAAUGUGACGUUUAAAACAGAUACAGAAAUACAAAAAAAGGAUGUGUCUCUAACAUUGACCCUGGACAAUUUGAGAUGUGAACCAGAGACUGAAGGUAAGGUGACAAUGGAUUCAAGUGAGGAUGAGAAAGUGACAAAUGAAAGGAGCAUUACAUCAUCAGAUGGGGAUAAAUUCCCUUCCCCACGAGGUGGAGAGGAAGGACAGGUUUGUGGCAAGCCGCCACUCCCUGGGGGCAAGGUUAAGGCCAAAUCUUCAGCUUCUGGGAAACAAUCAUGGCUGCUGAGACUGUUUGAGUCUAAAUUGUUUGAUAUGUCUAUUGCUGUAUCAUAUCUUUUCAACUCCAAAGAGCCUGGUGUUCAAACCUACCUUGGUAAUCGUAUGUUUAGUUUUGAUGAGGCUGAUGUUGACUUCUAUCUGCCUCAGAUCCUCAACAUGUAUAUACACAUGCAUGAUGUGGCUGAGGCCCUCCAUCCUUACCUCAUUCACAGGUGUCGCUACAAUGUGGAGUUUUCAUUAAGAACAGCUUGGAUUCUGGGAGCUUUCUCGGCAGAUGUAUUAAAACCAUCAUGGAAAAAUUCUCAGGGAGUGAAACUGAAAAAUAUGAUACUUAAUGAAGAACUAAGGCCUCCAAAACCCCACAGUCAUAUUCGGACCUUGUCUAGUCUUCCAAGUCCAACUGUACCCCCAAGUCAGUUGUACCCAUCUUCUACGCCAUCACCUGCUGGUAAACAGAGAACACAUCACCGCUCGCGCUCAGAUGCUACAGGUAUUUACAUGAAGAGUACUCCGAGUAGCUCGUCUUCUAGCCUCAUGGAAACCCCGGGCGACUUGUCUACUGGUCACGCCUUCGACAAUGGCUGUACUUGUCAUCAGAGUUCAGAAGCCAUUGUCAAUGACCUGACUGGCCGAGAGACAUUGUGUCAUUGUGGGGCACCUCGUCUGGCACCAGAACUGGAGUUUGUGAAUGCACUGAUGAACAUUGGCUCCAAGCUACAGCUACUACCAACCAAGGAAGCACGAACUUCAAGACUGAUUGCAGAGCUUGCCAUGUUGAAUUUGAAUCUACCAGCACGGAUUUGGCUGCCUUCAGCUGACAACUGUAACCAUCAUAUUGUACGAAUACCACACACACAGGCAAUAGUCCUCAAUUCAAAAGAAAAGGCGCCAUACCUGCUCUAUGUGGAAGUGCUAGACGUAGAGAACGCCCAUACAUGCCAAGUCCCAGGUAAGAUCCUGGAGAAUACUCUACGCUUCACACGGUCAGAGGAGGACUUGAGUGCCAUCUGUGCUCGAGCUAACGGAGGUGGUAACUCGCCCUAUUCAGAGUUCUAUGUGUAUGGGAACAUGGGGGAGUUUGAUGAUGCUGAGUGCUGGUCACAGGAGGAUGAUGAUAUCCUACAGAUGCAGUUUACGGGUCGGUACAGGUCCAGUGACACCUUGUCACAGUUCUCUAUAGACAGUUCCACUAGUGCUGAUAGUAAAGAACCCGUCUACAUUGCUGCUGGUGAUAUAAGGAGACGCCUGUCAGAAAACAUUUCAGCUCCUAAGGGCAAGUUUGAGCGUGACCCCGAUGAUCCUUCCGCUGCAGCCCUUAAGGAGCCGUGGGAGGAAAAGGAGCAGAGGAUUCGGGAGAGUUCUCCCUAUGGCCAUUUACCUAACUGGAAGUUACUGUCUGUUAUCAUCAAGUGUGGGGAUGACCUUCGACAGGAACUUCUAGUCUAUCAAGUCCUUAAACAGCUCAAGACAAUUUGGGAACAAGAGCAUGUGCCUUUAUGGAUUCUGCCUUAUCACAUACUUGUCACAGCCAUGGACUCCGGGAUGAUCCAGCCAGUCACCAACGCAGUUUCCCUUCAUCAGAUCAAGAAGCAUUGUAAAGUGUCUCUUCGUGAAUACUUCAUUCGUGAGUUUGGUCCCCCAAACAGUGAAGAGUUCCUAACAGCCCAGAAGAACUUUGUCCAGAGCUGUGCUGGAUACUGCCUCCUGUGCUAUCUCAUACAGGUGAAGGACAGACACAAUGGGAAUAUUCUACUCGACUCUCAUGGACACAUAAUACAUAUAGAUUUUGGAUUCAUCCUCUCCACUUCACCUGGAAAAAAUCUCGGAUUUGAAAACUCGCCUUUUAAACUUACUCAUGAGUUUGUUGAGGUGAUGGGGGGUCUAGGGAGCGACAUGUUUGAGUACUUCAAGAUUCUCAUCCUCCAAGGCCUGGUGGCAUCACGGAAACAUAUGGAUAAAAUCAUCCUACUGGUAGAGAUUAUGCAGACAGGGUCACAGCUGCCAUGUUUCAGUAAGGGAGCCACCAGUCGGCAAAUGAAGGAACGAUUUCAUAUGAAUUUGACUGAAGAACAGCUUCAGUUGUAUGUAGAAAAUUUGGUAGAAUCUAGUCUACACUCACUGACCACUAAGUUGUAUGACAACUUUCAGUAUUUCACUAAUGGUAUCCUUUAGAAUAGUCACAUCAACAAACCUUGAUGGAGGAAUCUGAAUUAUUAUGAGAGAACAGCAUUGUAUGGAGGGAGGCAUCCUAAAAACAGAACAGCACUAUAUUGGGAGGCAUACUAUGUGUUGAGGAAGAGAACUAUGCAACUGAACAAAGUUGUGUGUGUAGGGAGGUAGCCUCUAUGACAGAAUAGCAUUGUGUCAAGAAAAGCAGUGUCUGAUGGUAGGCAUCCUGCACGACAGAAAAUGAUGUAAAAAGGGAGUGAUUUGCAACAACAGAACAGCAUCAUGUGGAGGGAGGCGUCAACAACAGAUUAGCCUUUUGAAUGUAUGGGGGUAUGCUGAAAAACAGAACAGCAUCUUUUCAUGGGAGGUACUUUGAAAGACGGAACAGCAUAAUUUUAUGCUCAUUGAGUAAUACUGUGACAGACAUUUUGGAUAUUUUUUCUUUACAUCUAAAUUUCCUGGUGUAUAAAAUUCAUGCUCGUUAGCUAGUGUUAUAUAUAUAUAUAUGAUACGGUGCUUUUUUAUUUUACUAGUCUGAAGUUGUACUAGUUAUGCUGACAGACCCUGGAGUUUGUAACAGAUACACUGCCUAAAGACUUGCUCAUGGAUUUCAAAAGCUAUGUACUGUUUUUUCUGUGUUAUAAGCUGCACCGGAAAUUUUUCUGAUUUCGGUCCACAUAUAAGCCAUAUUGGAAUAUAAGUCAUACCCUUUCUUAUGAAGUGGUAACCAUUACAUUGAACAAAGUUUGUUGAUGUAACAGACAACAGAGGGCAAAAUAUCAAGAUCAGAAAACGUCGAGUAGCAAAUUAUCUACGCACAGAUAGAGGUCCUAACAUUAUGUAUGCUUUACUAAACAAUCUCUCCAUCAGUGUCUGUACUGUUAAAUAUUAAUGAAGGCCCUUUCAUACAGACCAAAUUCUUAAACUUCAUAUUAUUUCUUCUUGUAAGGUGCACAAAGCCUUUUAUAUUGUAAACAAGCAUGACGGUCAUUCUAGAAUUUGACCUAUAACCCCAUGACCUAUCGAUCCAAGGAUGUAAAAGGCAAUUGUAAACUUACGCUAUGGCUUUGAAGUAACCGUGAAAGUCCAGAAAAUAAUUGUGAUUCAUAUUAAAAGGCAUGAUUAAUUAAAUCCACAAGAAUGUUAUUUGUAUUUCACUCUUCAAAUCAUCCUGUAUAUGAUUGCAAAUGAUGGCUCAAGACGAUCUGUUUCAGUAACAAACAUGUGACAGGCAGGUACUAAAAUACCACCUCAUACUGGUGUGCUGGUAUGCUUCCUGAUUUUUCCCCGGUUUUUUUUUCAUCCUGUCAAAUUUUUUGGCCACACCUGUAUAUAAGCCGCAUGCCUGACUCAAGAGGAAUAAAAGUGCAGCUUAUGAUUCGAAAAAUACGUUAAUUAAGUCCAUGAGAAUGUUAUUUUUAUUUCAAUCUUCAAAUCAUCCUGUAUACGAUUACAUAUGAUGGUUCUAAACAAUCUGUUUCAGUCAAUAAGAGAUGAUGGGCAGGUACUUGUAAAAAAACUCAAUACCGUCUCGUACAGGUGUACUGGUACGCUUACUGUUUUUUGGUCCUCAUAUAGGCCACACUGGUAUAUAAGAAAAAACGGUGCGGCUUAUAAUCUGGAAAAUAUGGUUACCUACAAAGAUUUAACUUAGGAGUCACUGUAAUGUAACUUCCUAAAUUCAAUGUUUUAUCUAUGUUUUCAGUCACAUUUCUUAAGUACUUGUACUAUUUUAAAUCCCAACUGUAUGCAGUAUUCAAUGUGAACAAUUGUGUUUCAGACACAAACAAUUGCACAGCAUCAAAUGUAGUGAAAAGAUCUGAGAACAAAAAGAAGAUUUUUCCUUUAAAGAGAUUUAUCUUUAGUAGUACAUACUGAAAAACAGUAGUUCUUCAGUUGUUUAAAACUAACAAUCAGUGUUUAUUUAUAGUUUAAUUAUGUAUUUUUGGAAAAUAGUACAAAGGAAGUUUGUAAACUGAUAUGUUUUGUUUGAAAACGGACCCAUAGAGACCUGGAUGGCUUUUGCGUAAGUGAUUGAAACAUUGGACUGAUUGAACCUUCAAGAAAAACUCCAGAUACAGAUUGGGACCAAGGCUGAACUAUGGAAUAUUUGACAUGUACAGAUUGAGAUAUCUAGCUGUACCUGUCUGAAACUAACUUGCUGAAUAUCAAUAGUUUUCAGAAUUUCAGCAUAAAGAAGGUUUGGUGCACACACAUAUUUCUAAAUGCAUAAUGCUAUUAAGUAUCGGAGUUAAAAGGUAUAUGUUUUUGGUGCAUUGCUUUACAUGAAAUUCCUUGACAUAGAUCAGUUCCAACAUCUGGUACAUGUUUGUUUGUGUAUCAUGGAAUAAUUCCAAACCACCUGAACUGUUUCAACCGGGUUAUGCAAAAGCAGUCCUGCAUUUUCCCAACAUUCCUGAAUGAUCUUGUGUAGUUGUGCAACCAUGGGCAUAAAUAACAAUACAGUUACCUCCCUUUUACUCUGUAAGGACAUUUUACUGUUAGAAUAUUUAUGUUUUUGGUCACUUGUUGAAGUGCUACAAAGGAUGUGCAUCUUUAAAAAUAAUUUGAAAGAUAUAUUGAUGAUUUUAUCAAUUGAUUUUGAGGUUGUCUUGUAAAAAAUGUCCAAUUUAUAAAUUUUCCUGCAAAACUAACUGCACUUUAAACUUACAUAUUGUUACGUUAAGUGUGAAAAAAUAGGGACAGUCCAGCUACAUAUAUACUCUUUUAUACAGAGAAGUAAAACCAAGCCUUGUGAAUUUCCAUCCAAUGUAGCUGCUGCUUACGUAAUCCUAUUUCCCAUGCUUACUUCAUAUUCUUAAAAUGUCUGUUGCUCUGUUUUUAACAAUAAGAUUUAAAAAUGAAAUUCUUCACAUCCUUAAAAUUUCAUACUUGUAAUUUUGCUCUAAAUGAGUUAAAAUUUAAUUUACACUUUUCAUUUCCAUGAUGGUGCUUUGAUAUUGAACAGUAACAUGUGUACG
This is a messenger RNA of Ylistrum balloti, 6041 nucleotides long. RefSeq names its product phosphatidylinositol 4-kinase beta-like. Gene Ontology annotation, cellular component: membrane; cytoplasm. NCBI's taxonomy places the organism in Eukaryota, Metazoa, Mollusca, Bivalvia, Pectinida, Pectinidae. Bases 1 to 3063 code for a protein of 1020 amino acids. The record is from RefSeq and is a predicted model, not a curated record. The transcript has 14 exons. Gene Ontology annotation, molecular function: 1-phosphatidylinositol 4-kinase activity. Gene Ontology annotation, biological process: phosphatidylinositol phosphate biosynthetic process; phosphatidylinositol-mediated signaling.